CGCCUCCCUGAGUGCACCCGCGGCAUGCGUCGCUGACCGUCUCCCGCCACCCGACAUCGCCGUACACAUGGACAACUCCUGCCUUCUCGACCUCCUCAUCAGGUGCUUCGCGAUGACCGAGCCCGAGGACCUCAACUUCACCGCGUUCACCGACCUCUGCCGGCUGUGCUCGCUCAAGAGCGGCCCGAGGCUCCAUAUCUUCGAUAAGGAGUCCGAGCAAAGGCAGAUCCUUUUCAAACUUCGGACCUGUUUGCCCACUAUGCAGAUCUCCAAGGACGACUUUCUGCCGAAGAAGAUCUGCGAGCGGUGCGUGGGCCGGCUGGAGCAACUUUACGAGUGGAGACAAAGCUGCCUCGCUACAGACUCCGUGCUGAGGAAUUAUGCCGAGUCCAUGCGCAUUGUAACAUCCACUAUCAACUUUCAGGAUGGUACCGUGAAUAUGGAUAAGAUGACAGAAGCGCAAAAGACCGCGUAUUUAGAAGCCCAUGUGGCAGUACAACAGCACAUGGCGCAAGCUGCUGCUGCUGCACGACGUGAACAACAACAACAACAGCAGCACAGCAACAGCAGCAACAACAACAGCAACAACAACAACAACAGCAACCAACAGCAACAACAGCAACAACAGCAACAACAGCAACAGCAACAACAGCAGCAACAGCAGCAACAACAACAACACAUGAACUCUCCCAUCAAAGUACCAGUAGUGAGUUCCAGCACGGGAGGUCCGGACAGCACCUUUACUGUGCCCGAUGAUGUCGGCAUGGGCUUCGAAGGCGGUGUCAGAGUGCUACAGAGUCUUGGCAACUGGUCACCAGAAGUGACGAACACUAUACCUAGGCCAAACCUAAUACCGUUCACGGAACCAUAUGCAGAAGGCGGGUCCAUGCACCCAGGAACGAGGCUGAAAGCCCUGCAGACGGGCACCGUGAGAAAACACCCUGCAAUCAAACCUACCAGCUCUACUAAUGAAGGUAGCAAAGCAUUCGAGUGUACAGUUUGUGGAAAAGGACUAGCUAGAAAAGACAAACUCACGAUACAUAUGCGAAUUCAUACAGGUGAAAAACCUUACGUAUGCGAAGUAUGCAACAAGGCAUUCGCGCGACGAGACAAGUUAGUCCUGCACAUGAAUAAAUUGAAGCACAUAACGCCAUCCAAUAUUGCCCCAUUGGGUAAGCGUUCGAUUUCGAUACCACCUUUAAAAUUAGAUGACGUUAAACCUCAAUUAACCAAACAAGAGGACACAAAGCCUAGUCAAGCAGAAAUCGCGGCUGUAGCACAACAGCAACAACAACAGCAACAACACACGCACCAACAAGCGAUCCAGGUCUGCCAGGUACCCGGGCACAACUUUACGAAUACAAAUCUGGUGCACACGAGUGCUGCGAGCGCCGCUGUGGCGGCGGCUACUGCGGGCAUGGUGGUAUCAUGGUCAUGCGAACUUUGCGGACGACUGUUCGCCACUAGAGACGAGUGGAGCGCACACGCCAAAUCCCAUCUGCCAGAUACCAAACUCCUGCAGGAUAAGAUGCAGGCGCAUCAACAGCAGCAACAACAACAACAACAGCAACAACAAGAAAAAGUCCAUUUAACGAAUCAAGAGAAGCUGCAGUUGCUGCAUCAUCAUAAUCAAAAUCAGCAGAUACUGAAUGGGCACGGGAUAGCAACUGCUUCCGUGUCGACCGCCACUGUGGUAAACGAGGGCAGUGGCGGUGGCACGUACUUCACACACGGACACACACACUACGCCCCCGAAAGACAGCACACACAUGCCCAUCACCUCUGUCUUAUGUGUAGACAGGAGUUUGCCGGCAAAGCGGAGUUCAUGUUCCAUGUGCGAGGUCACUUCGAGGGCAAAGUGAGCGACAUCGCCGCGGCCGAUGUAUUGGCCCGUUCCCUCGUCGACAAUUCCGGGCUGUGUACCUGAGCCGCGCCAACGUCCGUCAGUAAUUACCAAUCUGACGGCUGCAAGGCAGUGAUACAGGACGACACGAUCCUGUUGAAGUUUUGAGAGUUAAGUGAUAUUUAUGAGGAGCUCAUGAACUUAUUGUCGAAGUAACCCUAAGUAUUAUACUGAUAAGAUUUCAUUUUCAUUAGACUUAGAGAAGAUUGAAUCCGUAUUGACAAGAAAAGCUAGUAUACCGCUAUGAAAAUCUAUUGAAACUUUGAUUUUUUAUUAUUUUACUUGAUGCAGCUAUUAAAUUAAUCCUAUUAAAAGAAUUCCUUAAAUUAAAUAUACUAGGAACUCUUUGACUACAUUCAACUAUGACUGCCUAUCAUUUGCGACAAAAUGAAAUAGUCCGAAAUAUUUUAUACAAUAACACAAAAAAUCCGUCCAACCAUUAACACAUCCUAUCCACAUUUUUCUGUGCGAUUUUUUCUAAUAUAUAAUAACAUCUUUUCUGCAUAACGGAUAUCUUGACGCGUAGAGACGCGUGCGGAGGCAUCUUAAAGGAGGAGGAAAAUCAUAAAUAUUACUAACCUUUUGAAUAAAAUAAUUGUACAGUUCUGAGAAAAAAUUGUGUCCGUUUAUAUAGAUU
Molecule: messenger RNA, 2540 nt
Organism: Papilio xuthus (Asian swallowtail)
Lineage: Eukaryota; Metazoa; Arthropoda; Insecta; Lepidoptera; Papilionidae
Product: zinc finger protein 585B
Biological process (GO): regulation of transcription by RNA polymerase II; embryo development
Cellular component (GO): nucleus
Molecular function (GO): DNA-binding transcription factor activity, RNA polymerase II-specific; zinc ion binding; RNA polymerase II transcription regulatory region sequence-specific DNA binding
Source: RefSeq, a predicted model, not a curated record